This is a messenger RNA of Labrus mixtus (cuckoo wrasse), 1487 nucleotides long. RefSeq names its product molybdenum cofactor synthesis 3 (gene mocs3). The record is from RefSeq and is a predicted model, not a curated record. Gene Ontology annotation, cellular component: cytosol; cytoplasm. Gene Ontology annotation, biological process: tRNA wobble position uridine thiolation; protein urmylation. The transcript has 13 exons. Gene Ontology annotation, molecular function: thiosulfate-cyanide sulfurtransferase activity; adenylyltransferase activity; URM1 activating enzyme activity. Lineage: Eukaryota; Metazoa; Chordata; Actinopteri; Labriformes; Labridae. The coding region runs from base 68 to 1447 and encodes 459 amino acids.
UCACCGUAGUCUCAAGAUCUAUCUGAAUAAACAUUUUCAGUGCGUGUGCGUCUUUCUGUCAUCAACCAUGGCUGAAGACGUGUGCUGCUUGAAAGCACAGCUAGAGGAGAGAGAAAAGGAGAUUACUGCUCUGAAAAAUAAACUGGCACAUCUGGAAAAGAGCUUUACCUCUGUAUUGGAACUGCAUGACAAAGUGAUACCCCUGACCCCCCUGAAGGCCAAAGCAACCCUCAGCAAUGAGGACAUCAUGCGGUACAGUAGACAGCUCCUACUGCCUGAGCUUGGUGUACAAGGUCAGCUAAACUUAUCCAAAACCUCAGUACUGGUUGUGGGCUGUGGAGGACUGGGAUGCCCCUUGGCACAGUAUCUUGCAGCCGCAGGAAUUGGACGUCUGGGCCUGCUGGACUAUGACGAGGUGGAGCUCAGUAACCUGCACAGACAGGUGCUUCAUGGGGAGGAGAACCAGGGCCAGGCUAAGGCUCUGUCUGCUGCCAAUGCAGUUACAAGGUUGAACUCAUCAGUGGAGUGCAUCCCCUACCACCUGCAGCUCUCGCCGGAGAAUGCCUUGCAACUCAUUCAGCAGUAUGACAUUGUGGCUGAUUGUUCAGACAAUGUCCCUACACGUUAUCUGGUGAACGAUGCCUGUGUGCUUAGUGGCAAACCUCUGGUGUCAGCAAGUGCCCUGAGAAUGGAGGGGCAGUUGACGGUAUAUAACUACUGUGGAGGCCCCUGCUACAGAUGUCUGUACCCAGUCCCUCCACCCCCAGAGACAGUGACCAACUGUUCUGAUGGAGGGGUGUUAGGAGUGGUUCCAGGGAUAAUGGGCUGCUUUCAGGCACUGGAGGUCCUCAAGAUUGCUUCUGGACAAGGCUCUUCCUGCAGACAGCAGCUGAUGAUGUAUGACGCCCAAGACGCCAGAUUCAGGUCCAUCAAGUUGCGCCCCAAGCAAGCUGGCUGUGCUGUGUGUGGAGAGAACCCCAGGGUGACCCAGUUAGUAGACUAUGAGGCUUUCUGUGGGUCUGCUGCCACAGAUAAGUGCCGCAAACUCAACCUGCUCUCCAGAGAUCAGAGGAUCACUGUACAGGAUUAUAAAUCCUUAAUGGACAACGCAGAGCCCCAUCUCCUGUUGGAUGUGCGCCCUCGUGUGGAGGUGGAUAUAUGCCACCUACCUUUCUCUCUCAACAUUCCCCUCUCAAGUUUAGAGGAGAGGAAGAGUGAAGGUGUCCGAUUACUUCAGGAGAAAAUCAGCCAAUUGAAACAGCAGAUGGCAGGUGACUGCCAGCCUCCAGUGUAUGUGAUCUGUAAGCUGGGGAACGACUCUCAGAAGGCGGUGCAGGUUUUGGAGAAGAUCAGCGGCUCAGAAAUGGACAGUGUCACAGUGAAAGACAUCAGUGGAGGCCUCAUGGCAUGGGCAAAGAAAAUAGAUCCCACAUUUCCUCAGUAUUAACACAUUUUUACAUUUUUAAAUAAAUCAAUAAAUAAACUCU